Histoplasma capsulatum G186AR is the source of this 499-nucleotide messenger RNA. RefSeq names its product mitochondrial ATP synthase subunit F. The record is from RefSeq and is a predicted model, not a curated record. Bases 47 to 352 code for a protein of 101 amino acids. Gene Ontology annotation, biological process: proton motive force-driven ATP synthesis. The transcript has 6 exons. Lineage: Eukaryota; Fungi; Ascomycota; Eurotiomycetes; Onygenales; Ajellomycetaceae.
UACAAUCGAUUUUGGUUCAAUUGCUAUCGAAUCAAAGUCACUCACGAUGAGUUACGUCGCACGUCGCGGUCUCUCGACUCUGAUCCCCCCCAAGGUUGCUUCUCCUACUGGAAUUGGAGCAGCCCAAGAUGCAGCCCGCAUGGAACGCAUCGUGGGCUUCUAUGAGAAAUUACCACGUGGGCCAGCACCGGAAAUUAAGCCUACGGGUCUCAUCGGACGGUACCAAGCUCGAUAUUUCGGAAAAAACCCUUCUGCAAUGCCAAUUCUCCAUGUUAUUGGUGGACUGAUGCUUAUGGGUUACAGCAUGGAGUACUACUUCCAUCUUCGCCACCACAAGAACAAUGCCCAUUAAAUUGUCGUAUCCCCAAACCUAAACGAAUUGAUAAAAUUUGGCUUAUAGUGCAACCGCAUGUACAUAUAGAUAUAAACAAAUGCAGAAUAAUUUUCUAUCUUGUUACUAUAUCAAAUGAAUACCAUUAUAAAUACGAUAUUUCUCGAG